Molecule: messenger RNA, 1127 nt
Organism: Phaedon cochleariae (mustard beetle)
Lineage: Eukaryota; Metazoa; Arthropoda; Insecta; Coleoptera; Chrysomelidae
Source: the annotation of a GenBank genome assembly
GCGCAAAGUCACUAGGUCGCUGAAAAGAUAUGGGGGUGAGAGCGGGAAAAAUGUGGGGGAGAAUGUUUGGGGUUUUGAUGGCAGUCGGGGUAGUGUCUGGGAACGAGCCGAUUUUGGUUGGAGCUCAAUCAGCACCAUCAGACGUAUCUCCAACCCAGAAGGACAUAAACCAGUGGAACAUCGUGCAGCAGGUCGGUCAGCAACCUAGUUCCGCUCCAGGCUUCGUCUGGAUCCAGGUUCCAAUCACCAACGUGCACCAAGUGGCAGGAGGCAACAACAACUUCCAGGUACAAGAAGUCGGAGAAGGAGGAGGGAACGCCGGCCAGUCGAAUAGUCAAGGUCAAGGGAAACCACCUGGUUUUGUGGUGAUCGAGGGGGGAACGGCUCAGAAUCCAGCUGUAGCUCAGGGACCAGCGGAAGCUCAGAGUCCAGCUGCACUGCUUCCAUCUGAAGGACAUUUCAAUAGUAAAUGUUUGAAACCAAGAGGUCAAUUUCCCAGCAAAACUUGCAAUACAUUCGUCAACUGUUGGGACGGAUCUGCUACGGAACAAGAGUGCCCUGGAGGGUUGUUGUUCAGCUCCAGCAAAGGAUAUUGCGACUUUGCCGAACAAGUCGAUUGUGGUGGAAGACCAAUAGUUCCAGGUUCUCCGCCCCCGACUUCCAUAUCCGGUGGCGUAACGGCUCCGCACGAAUCAUCCGCAGGUCAGUCAUCCUCUGGUGCAACGUCGGGGGAGGCCACGACGCCCACGACGCUCGCCUCGACGGUCGGCCCGACUGCCGCCACUCUGCCACCAGUUGAUCCUGAACUUAAGAAAUAUUGCUUGAAACCAAGAGGCCAAUUCCCAAGCAAAGCAUGUAAUAAGUUCGUCAAUUGUUGGGAUGACAAUGUCAUUGAGCAAGAAUGCCCUGAAGGACUGUUGUUUUCUGUCAAAGGAUAUUGUGAUUAUGCCGGCAAUGUCAAAUGCGGAGAUAGAAGUUCAUUUGGAAAUACAAUUCCGGAUAUAGCGGAAUGUCCUUUGGAAUCUGGAACUUUUAGGGAUAACAGUAACUGUGGAUCUUAUUACACAUGCAUUGGUAAUAAAGUAGUCGCCAAAUUCGAGUGUCCAAAAGGAUUCAAAUUCAGUGAU